UGGGGGUGGGAUAGGAGGUUUCUAGGGGCAUGGGGUAGGGAACUGCAAAAGGGGAUAACAUUUGAAAUGUAAAUAAAGAAAAUAUUCAAUAAAAAAAGAAACAAACAAACAAACAAAAAAAAAACAAAGAGAGAGAGAGAAAAAAAAGUUUUAAAAUAAAAUGUAAAACCUUUUACCAAAACGGUAUUUUAAAUGUAUAAUUACUUAGGACGGGCUCUCCGUUCUCGACAAAGUCCCAGUUUCGGAAACAUCAGACUUGCUAGAAGACCCAAGUAAAGACUCCUAUAAAGGAAUGUAUACAUAUAUUGCCCCAGAUUUCCUAGGGUAAGUAUAGCAGGUCUUAAGUGUUUUUCUCAUCUCAGCCAACUGUGCAAAUGUCUCUUCCUGUGCUUCUGUAACUAUACUACAACUUGAUUAAACUUAUAUCUUCUAAUGUCUUAGUGAUAAUCAUCAUUCCGUCUCUACUUCCUAAUGGUUCCCAUCUAGGAACCAAGACCUUUUGUCUUAGCCCCAGCUCUCUCCUUUGAUAACGUAAAAGAAAAGGCUGUCCACUAACAACCACAAUACUUACAGGGAUUUUGGUUCAGUUUUCAAAAUACACAAACAUUUUCUUCCAAACCACUUACUUGUAUAUUAGUGAGCAAUGGGUUUUCUCUUUGUUGUUUUUGGAUUAUAAUCAGAUUUAAGUGAUUUAGAAUAACUUACAUUUUUGCCAUGCUUCUAAAUGCAACUCACAUGCAAUACACUUAACCACCUGGCUGUCAUCUCCUUUUUGUUUGACUAAAAGCUUAAAUACCUCAGCCCUAAAUGGUAUAUUUAUGUCACAUCCUUUCUUCUAAGGCUCCAGGAUCGUUGUGGAAGAUGGGGCAGAAAGAGCUGAAGUGGUGAAUGACUACAUAGAAUGUGUCUUCCAGACACAGCAGGGUAGCUGCACAAAUGAUCUCAGAGUAUUUGUGAUAGUAUGCACAAGCCCUGUGCAAGUCCCAGCAAGACCAAAUCCUAGCUCAGAGAAAGGAAGUAAACAAUGAAGAUCCACCCCUAGCCAAGAAACUAUUGAUAAUUGACAGCUGCUGGGAGGUGGAAAGCCAGUUGUAUUUAAGAGCACUGCUUCUGGUAACUCAAUUAUGGGUGAGGGCAAUACCACAGGGGACAGGGGUUGGGUUGCAUCCCUUUUUAGUGGUAGAGAAUUCACUUCCUUAAGUAAGAUAAACCCUUAAGAAUCUGAGGGUUAAAAGUUCUCUGGCUCAGUAGGGUUCACGUACACAGCUCCAUGACAACUUACAAGAUCCCAUUCCUUACCAUUCAGUGUCCUUGCUUUAACCACGGACAUUCUCUGAGGCUGAAAUUUGAAUUUUCAUUGUAACUAAGCCAAUCUUAUAGUGGGGGCUCUAAGUUCUAUUUUUGAAACUUGAGCUUUCUGGCUGCUGGAGAGAAGAUUCUCUUCCAGGGAACACUUAGAAGCCUUUAAACAGUUUAUAUACCCAGUCAGUUCUAUCACCAAGGUUGUUCUUUUCCUUUGUCACUUUAUCCUGAUAUGCCUUGACUUGCUUAAUUUUAUCUAGGAGCUCAUUCUUCCCACUUUUCAGUUUAUCCUUUGAUACUAAGAAGCAACUAACCAGUAUCCUUACUUUCAUCAUCUUUCUAGAAAUUAUCAAUAGCUCUGUAUAGAGUCAUUAAACUUCUUGUUCAUCACUAUAGGUGAAUCAAGAUCAUCUGAUGCAUUUAUCUAAAUAAUUUCACUAAAUAAUUUAUACUAUCGACUAUCAGUGUUUUCUGUGCUUCUAAGAUAGCCUUUGGUAACUGUAGGUGUUUGUGAAUUAGAAAGUCUGUUACAGAUACUUUAAAAAAUCAUCCUUACCGUUGUUUCUCUAGAACUACUCCUAGUAACACAAUCUGUACUAGUGAGAGUUCUCUAAAGGAACAGGAUAGAUGGAUAGAUGGAUGGAAAGAAAGAAAGAAAGAGAGAGAGAGAGAGAGAGAGAGAGAGAGAGAGAGAGAGAGAGAGAGAGAGAGGGAAGGAAGGGAGAGAGAGAGAGAGAUGAUAGGCAAAUAGAUGGAUGAUAGCUAUGAAGCCAAGACCUCUUGGGUUGGAGUUGGAAGAAGCAGAUCUAUCUGGAGGUCUAGAGAAAGGGAGGCUCCAGGAAGUACCAUGAAACCUGACAAGGCUUGAUGGUGUAGAGAAUGGGAGUCCCACAGGAGUCAGGAGUGGCUGACAACUUGGGGAAGAGAAAUUCACCCUGCCCCCCAACCUAUCCCACCCUACUCCACUACACAUAACCCCACCUUACCCUACCAUACCACACUCUAUCCCACCACACCCAAACCCACUCCAAGAGAAUAAUUUUCACUCUCUGGAUAUUCUUUUAUAUGCAAUACAGAUAUUCUGAACUAUUGAUUAUUCUGGAAAAUAAAUAGAAGCCUCAAGCCUUGGAAGACUCAGUACUGCUUCCUCAUGCAGCCUGGACUGAAUGACUCAGCUCCCAGGAGAAUGGCAAGGCGAUAUUUGGCUUAUUUCUGGGUCCAUGUGUGGUGAUAUUUUCAGAAAUGUUUUUAGUAUUAUACCAAUGUGAUGUUGUACCUCACUGGGAAUUUCAAUAUGUUCCCUACUAUCUAAUGACCCAGAUCUUUGAGUCUUGAUAACAGGAACAAUAUGGUAUGAGUUGGUCCUUCAUCACCUUUUCAACAUAUUACCCACAAUCAUCUUGCUUGUACUCCAUUUUCCAGCCAGUGAGCACUUUAGCAUUUAGUCAUCUUGUUUAAAACAGAUUGCAGAUGUAGGCAAGCCUGAGCUCUAGCCCUCACUCUGCUACCUGUUGACUAUUUGUCUUUAGACAAGUGAUUGAAUGAAUCAUGAGCUGUAACUUCAUCUGUAAUGAUAGAACACCUACUUCAGAGAGGUUUAUGUGCAUUAUAUAUAAGUCAUGAAGAACUUGGAAAACAACAGGGUUUUGGUUGUUUUUUUUUUAACAUAGUUAAAGAACUUAUAGAGUUUCAAAGACAUUGUGUGUCCCCUGCAGCAGAUUUUCCCAUUCUUGGUAAGUUGAAAACCUACUUAUGCUCUUGCUGUCUAGUUCCCUGUAAGGUGUACACACUCUUCUGAAUACUGGUUACAUUAUGUCUUUAUCUGUUCUUAAUGCUUAGUCACUCUUGUAUGUCUUCGUUUUAUCUUCUUUGCCUCUGAGGACAGAGCUAUUAUCUGAUUAUUCCAUACACACAGCAAAUGUUACCUUGGUUUUAACGCCCUUCACAACAGGGAAGGACAUAGUGUUUGGUGUUUUGUUUUGUUUUUAUGUCACUAUGGCAUCCAGUAGCUGAUUGACCGCCGCUGGCCCUUAGAUUCAGAUACUUUCUUUCUCUUACACGUUUCCUUUCUUUUCUUUCCUUUUCUUUUCUUUUUGUUUCUUUCCUUUCUUCCUUCUUUCAUUUUUCUUUGUUUGGCUUUUUAAAAAGUCUCUAGUGCAGGUUGUCCUUGAACUCCCUGUACUGCUGAGCUUGGCUUUGAACUUCUGACCCUCCUGCCCCCUCUACCUUCCCAGUGCUAGAAUUAGAGGCACAUACCACCACAUCCAAUUUACACAGUGCCUGUGAUUGAACCCAGGGCUAAUUUCCCAGUCCAUAAAUUUGAAUUUUGCCCUCAUUUUUAAAAAGAUAACAAGGGAUAAAUGUCUCCAGGGUGCCAGAGUUCUUAGUGCAUAGCCCAGAGGGGCUGAGCUUUGAACUGUGGGGUCUGUAUUCCCCUGUUCUUCCUACUCUGACUUUCAAGACUUAACAAUGUGCUUUAAAUGAAUCCUCCUAAGGGGCUGCUUCAUGACAUGGAAAGUCACAUGCGAAGUAGCCUUUUGAAACUCUUCCUGAAAAUAUCUUUCUUGUGAACGUUAGAACCUGAUUCAAAUGUACAAAACCCCCAAAAUAGUGUCUAGAGAAAAAAAAUGUAGACUAUUAAUAUCAGCCACGUUUAGAAGUGUCCAACCUCUCACAUGUUCACCAAAACAAAAAGAAGACAUUUUCUCUAUAAUACUUCAUCCUCUGUUUUUUUUCCCCUGAAAUGAAAAAAAAAAAAAACAUCAAAAUUGUGGAAACACACACACACACUUGGGGGGGGGGCGCGAUUCUUGCUUUCCACAGGAAAUAAUAAAUGGAAAACUUCCAUCAUGGGAUGCUGGAGGGAAAGUGACUGACAGCUACGCCCAGUGGCUCCAUUUGGAAUGAGCUAUGCUUUUAGGUGGGGCGGAGGCAAUCACACUGAAAUUGUGGUGAAGUGAGCUCUUACUCUUCAAUAUGAAAACGGAGAGUUGAUAGGCUAACAGCACCUUCGCUUGAGGUACAUGGUGCUUUAAUGGCACUACAUUGUGUUUAAGAGCAAAGCAUGGUGAACAAUAUGCAUUUUAUUGGUACUUAAUCUCUUAUUGUGGUGGUGCUCACCCAUUAAAAUGAAGGCCAGAGGUUAGUUGAAGGAUUUUAUAUAUACAGGAUUUUCUCCCCUGAAAAAUCAGACAACUCCAAAUGCAAAAUUCCUGCUGUCAUUUUAAGAAACCAAUGUGGUAGUGAGAAUUAGGAAUGUCCCCCACAGGCCAUAGGCUCGGGCAUUGGAACACAUGAUCCCCACUUGAGGGUGCUCUUGGGGGAGUUUUAAGAGGUAUGGUUUUGCUGAAGGAAGUAUUCACUGGGGCAGGCUUUGAGAAUAUAUAACCUCUAUUUUGAGUUCACUCUCUGUGCUUCAUGCUUGCCGUUAAUGGUGUGAUCUCUAAGCUCUAUGCUCUGGCUGCCUGCUGCCUGCUGCCUGCUGCCUGCUGCCUGCUGUCAUGCUGUCAUGCUGUCAUGCUGUCAUGCUGUCAUGCUGUCCUGCUAUCAUACCCUCUGAGCUUCUGGAACUAUAAGCCAAAAUAAACUCUGUUUUUGGAUAAAUUGCCCUGGGCAUGGCAUUUUAUCACAGCAACUAAACAGAAGUUAAGACCAGAGAGUGGACUCUUGUCUCAGAGAACCUGAUCCUGAUGUUUGGUGUAGGAAUGUGAAAGAUUUGGAAUUUUGGCCUAGGAAAGCAGUGGGAUGCUAUAAGCAGAGCUUAAAGGGCUAUUUUAGUAGGAGCCUGUAAGACAGUAAUGCUCAGGGCAAUGUGGAAGAUGCAAGCUGGGCUCAGGAGCUCUCAGAGAGAAACAAUAUGACUGUGUUAGCUGGAGGCCAUACCAUUCCUGUGAUAUGUUUGACAAAAGAAUCUGGCUGACUUCUGCCCUUACCCUAAGAACAUGAUUGAGGCUAAGUUUAAAAGAAAUUGACAAAGGAAGUUUCAAGACUGCAUCAUGUUGAAUAUGUGGUGUGUUUGUUGCUGGUAAUGCUUAUCAUUCUUCAUUUAAAACAACACAAUUUGGUUUCUUAAAAUAAGAGCACACAUCUUGCAUUUGAAUUUAUUUGAGCACUAAGAAAGAAAACAAACACAUAUAUAAAAUUCUUCAAAUAUUAAAAAAAGAACAAAAGGAAAUAGAAAAUGUAAGACUGAAGAGAAAAGGAACACAGGUGAGCUUCACGUUGCAGGCAAGGCCUGUGCUGGAAGACAGGCUAUGAUUGUUGAAGUGACGAGUGCUGUUAAGGAGGAGCCUUCUUCAUACUGAAACAAUACAAAUGCUGCCUAGAGGCCACACACCACCCAUCUCAGCCUCACACUUACAAAAGGUCCUAAAGGGUUAUUAGAAAGCAAUGCCCCAGUACAGGGGAACGCCAGCGCCAAAAAGGGGGAGUGGGUGGGUAGGGGAGUGGGGGUGGGUGGGUAUGGGGGACUUUUGGUAUAGCAUUGGAAAUGUAAAUGAGCUAAAUACCUAAUAAAAAAUGGGAAAAAAAAAGAAAGCAAUAACAAAGUCUCCUGCAAACGUGAUCCAAAGUGGCUUGGGGAUGUCCCAAGCUAGUGGCUAAACUUGGCAGUGUCGUCCAUCUACUUCUGCCUUUAGAGGCAUGGAGGAUACAAACAUGAAGGAGUUGUGGAGUCCCCUUUUGUAGUUUCAGACAGUCACUGAGGCAAGCUGUGAAACUGAAGCCUGGGUAGUGGUGGAGCCUGCAAGACGUUGGAGCUGAGAGAGCUGUGAGACCUCUGACAAGAUCUGUAUACAGUUAAAACUUUCUUCAACACUUAAGUAAUUAAAGCCACCAGUUCUCCCAGUCCACUACAGCAAGGGAAACACACUUCUUUGUGAUGGGACAUAAGGAACGCCAUGCCUUGUACAGGGUGACUGCCUCCUGUUCUGCGUGAAUAGCUAACUCGGAGUUGAGUAGUGUGCAAUCUGUAUGACGAUAUGCAGUAGAGUUGUCACAGCUGCUUCAACUGAUUGAGACAGCUCCAGUUACUUCUCAUUUCCAUUCAGUCACCUUCUACACUAUUCCCACACAAGAUACUGGACAUACAUGGCCCCUCACUGUGUUGGAAGUAUUCUAAAUGCCCAAGACUGCUGAACAGCUUGUGGCCAUAAUACAGAGUAUAAGAGAGUCCCCAGAUCAAGCCCACCUCAACUGUCCCAUAGGGUCCAAUCAUUUGCUUGGCCUACCCUGUCCCAUCUUUUUUUCCUGAAGACCACAACCAUGGAAACCUGACAUUUCCUAGCACUUUUCCCUAGAAGUCAGUUUUUGUUUCUCCUUAGAGCGGACUACAAGAAGAAGAUACAUUCUUUGAAAUUAAAGAGCAAAUUAUCCUCCCUUCCUCCUGGGAAACAUGUGGUAUAAUAUUGCUAAUAAGAUUCUGCAACUUUUAAUAGAGCUUUUAAAAGCAUCUGAUAUCUUACUUCAGUGGACUCUGGGGGCAGAUAGUUGAUCUUCAGUGAAGCCAAGAUAAGGUAGGAAGAUGUUCAUGAAUCCAGGGUUUUGUAGAGAAGAGAGAAAGUCAGUGCAGAAGGAAGUGUUGAGAAGACCACAGCCUCCAUGCUCAUGUCUUAUUUGGGGCGAGGAGGGGCUUUUACUCUGUUUUCUUCACAUUGGGUCAGCCACAUUUCCUCUUUGACUUGACCUCCUGAUGUGCCUUAACUCAGCUGAUUAAGGGGCACAGGCAAUUUUAUAAACACAAAAGUCAUUAAUCUCUAUAUUGUUCUCUAGGAACCCCAAGAGCUCUGUAAUGUCUGGUUUCCCUUCUCUACCUCCCACAUGUGGGCUUCCCUUACUUCCUCUUUUCUGGACACUCCCAAGUCUGGUCAUUUAUCAUUAAUUUUUUUCAGUUGUAUUAAAACGAACAAAAGUAUUGGCUAGUUCCUUGGCUUCACACAACUUUUUAUUUCGGCUUACUCCCAGGUUCAAUAUUCUCUGGCUAAAAUAAUUUUUAAGUUAAGCAGAAUAGAAAAAUCUCUGAUUUUGUUAUUCUUGAGCCAGCCCUUACUCUUGAAUUACAGGCUUGCUAAAUACAUAGUUCUAGACUAUCUGUGGUGUUUUCCCUUUGAAUACAUUAUUGCAUUAUCUUCCGAAGUGCUUUACUGCUGUGUGAAGAUGAGCUUCUAACGGCUGUUACAUUUUAGGUAAUGCUUCAGUGCUUCUUCUCCUUCAGUGAUGUACAGAGGUCGUGGUUGUGUUCUUCUGAUUCACUACACUGUGUUUAUGUGAAGAUGUACUUAAGCUUUCCUAGCUGGGACUCACUGUGCUGCCUCAGUCUUAUGACUUAUACUGUUCCUCACAUUUGGAAAUAGCUAGAGUAUCUUCUCUUAACCAUUACCCAUCUUCCAUUUAUCCCGUUUCUGAACAAACCAUUAGUGUUCUUCUACAUUAUCGUUCUUUCCCCAUGUUUUUUUUAAUGUAUGUUUCAGAUCAUUAGACAGAGUGCUACACUCUUGUUUCUCUCCUACUCCGUUUUCACAGACAAGUCUCUGACAUCUAGACUUUCAGCAUUCACUGACCAGAUGUUUAGGGGUCAGAGUCCUUUCUUCUAUCAUAUCUAUAUUUUUUCUCCAAAGUCCUUUAUCUCUCUUUCUCCUUCAUCCUUUACCCCUCUGGACAUUUUAAUGAGACGCUCUUACUAGAAAUGUUUUCCUAGCUUGUUAUUACUUUUAUGUCAUGAGGUUCAAAGUCUCUGAUUUCUUUGUCUUACUGUGAAGUCCAUGGUCAGGUGAAGUAGUGUGCUAUGUCAGAAAUAUAGCUAUCCCUCAAGGUGGAGGCUAUAUUUGCAUAUUUCUACAAUAUCAGGGUUUGCUAAUUAACUAAUUCACAGUUUAUGAAUAUAUGUCAAGUUUUUUUUUUCUGCAAUUUUCCAAGGAGUUCUGAUAUUUUCUCAUAGCUGGCCAUUGGCAAACACAAGAUCUUUUAUCCCAAUUUUAAUUGCUAAUCAGCUCAUACACUACAUAUAACACAGUGAUUAUAUCUCCUUAUAUGGACAUAUGGACAUUACAGAAUGGCAACAAAAGAGAUGAUGAGACCACAGCAGAGAUUAUAGAAACCUUGUGGAAACAGACAUAGAGCAACAGAAGUACAAGGAGAAUCACUCUAGGGGCUAGCCAAGAUGUUCACAACCCAGCUGGAAUCAGAGCCUGGCUGCAGGGGAUGCAGAGGGGCAAAUCAAACUGAAGAGUUGAAUGCAGGAGCAGCUCUUGUCAGAGGACCUGAUGGACAGGCAGAUGGUAACUCCAAUCAGCUGAAUUACAGUGGUAUACUAGCCUGAGGCUGCAGCCCAGAGGACAGUUGGUAAAGUCCUUUCCAUGUUCAUCUCUUAACAUACUAGGUAUUUAGAUGACAAGUCAGGUAGAGCUAUGGCCACCAUGUUGUUAAAUGUCCUCUUCUUCAAAGGUGUCUAUGUGAUAGAGUGGUCCCCUUGCUUGGUCUACUGUGUUAAAUACGUUUAGAGACUGCUUUAUCUGAUACAGUUUUACUAUAACCAUCUAUUCAUACUUUGAUAAAUGUAUAGGUGGUGGCAUUUUACCUUUAGGAGUAAGUUAUUUAUCAGUGCCUGUAGCUAGUGUUAGACAGGUGUCUACGUGCAUAACAAAGUACAGAAUCUUCUCCACUUGCACUCAAAAACGGAACCAAAUGCUGCUAUCAGAUGGAAUUACCUUGGACAAGACACAGUCUGAAGACACUAUUUUACAGAGUAUGGAGUAACUGAGAGCAGGAAACAAACUGAUCUUAAUACAGGACAAUUGUACUGUCCAGAGAGACCAUUUCAUUUUCUCUUCUGAAACCCAUGGGAAUUACUACUCCAUGUCAAAUAUUUAUGUUGAUUUUCAACAGGCUGUGCAAAUGUGUCUGUCCGUCUCAGUGUGGUAUUGAUUAUGACUCUUUCUUGGUAGCUUGGGCCUAGGACACAUCUUUGAGGAGAGCUCCAAGAUUCUUGGCCUUCUUAGAACUUCUGUUUCAGUGGCUGAUGGGCAGCUUGUGGCUUCUUUUCUCUAAUGCUUCUGACUUUGAUUUCCAGUGGGAAACCUGGGGUCUGAUUUCAUUUCCCUUCAAGAAAACCCGGAGCCCUGGAUGUGAAGCUCUGCUCAGCUUUGACCUGCUGCGACUUGCCCUUGGCUUCACCAAGUUGCUUUAGCGUUUAGCUGUUUUUCAUCCCUGGAAUCUCUGAAUUGAUGCGCAUACACGUGGUGGUUCAUUAUGCUGCUGCACCUGUGUAGUGUGAAGAAUCUGUACCAGAACAGGUUUUUAGGCCUGGCUGCCAUGGCGUCUCCAUCUAGAAACUCCCAGAGCCGACGCCGGUGCAAAGAACCCCUCCGGUACAGCUAUAACCCAGACCAAUUCCACAACAUAGACAUCAGAAAUGGUGCCCAUGAUGCUAUCACCAUCCCUCGCUCCACCAGUGACACUGACCUGGUCACUUCAGACAGCCGCUCUACACUCAUGGUCAGCAGUUCCUACUAUUCGAUAGGGCACUCCCAGGAUUUGGUGAUCCACUGGGACAUCAAGGAAGAAGUGGAUGCUGGAGACUGGAUUGGCAUGUACCUUAUUGGUGAAGUCUCAUCUGAAAACUUUCUGGAUUAUAAGAACCGUGGAGUCAAUGGUUCUCACAGAGGCCAGAUCAUCUGGAAGAUUGAUGCCAGCUCUUACUUUGUGGAAUCUGAAACUAAGAUCUGCUUCAAAUACUACCACGGAGUAAGUGGGGCCCUGCGAGCUACAACCCCCAGUGUCACUGUCAAGAACUCAGCAGCCCCUAUUUUUAAAGGUAUUGGCUCUGAAGAGACUGCACAAAGUCAAGGAAGCCGGAGGCUGAUCAGCUUCUCCCUCUCAGAUUUCCAGGCCAUGGGAUUGAAGAAAGGGAUGUUUUUCAACCCCGACCCUUAUCUGAAGAUUUCCAUUCAACCUGGGAAACAUAGCAUCUUCCCAGCCCUCCCUCAUCAUGGACAGGAAAGGAGAUCCACGAUCAUAGGCAACACUGUAAACCCCAUCUGGCAGGCAGAGCAUUUCAGUUUCGUGUCUCUGCCAACCGAUGUGCUGGAAAUUGAAGUGAAGGACAAGUUUGCCAAGAGUCGUCCCAUCAUCAAGCGUUUCUUGGGAAAGCUGUCAAUGCCUGUUCAGAGGCUGCUGGAGAGACACGCCAUAGGGGAUAGGGUGGUCAGCUACACACUUGGCCGCCGGCUUCCAACUGACCAUGUGAGUGGGCAGCUGCAAUUCCGAUUUGAGAUCACAUCCUCCAUCCAUGCAGAUGAUGAAGAGAUCUCUCUGAGUGCUGAGCCUGAGUCGUCAGCAGAAACGCAGGACAGCAUCAUGAAUAGUAUGGUGGGAAACAGCAAUGGAGAGCCUUCUGGUGAUGCUACAGAAUUCUGCAAGGAUGCGAAGCCAGAGUCACCAAGUGAAGGGAAUGGAGUAAACAGCUCAGAAAACCAAAACCAGGAGCAUGCCGGGCCAGUUGAGGAAGCGGCAGGAGCUAUGGAGGCCAGAGAUGGUAGCAAUGUCUCUGAAGCACCCGAAGAGCCCGGAGAGCUUCAGGACCCAGAGCAACAUGACACCCAGCCCACCCUGAGUGCAGAAGAAGUGGCCGAGGGACUUCCCCUGGAUGAGGAUUCGCCAUCCUCGCUGUUGCCAGAAGAGAAUACAGCUCUAGGCAGCAAGGUAGAAGAGGAAACAGUACCAGAAAAUGGAGCCAGAGAGGAAGAAAUGCAGAAGGGGAAAGAUGAAGAAGAGGAAGAAGAGGACGUUUCUACCCUGGAGCAAGGAGAGCCUGGACUGGAGCUGAGGGUCUCCGUGAGAAAAAAAAGCAGACCAUGUUCCCUACCUGUAUCAGAGCUUGAGACAGUGAUUGCAUCUGCCUGUGGAGAUGCUGAGACCCCGAGAACCCAUUAUAUCCGCAUCCACACCCUGCUGCACAGCAUGCCCUCGGCCCAGAGAGGAAGCACCACGGAGGAGGAAGAUGGCUUGGAGGAGGAAUCCACCCUCAAGGAGUCCUCUGAAAAGGAUGGGCUCAGCGAGGUGGACACAAUAGCUGCUGACCCACAGUCCAUGGAAGAUGGCGAGAGCGAUGGGGCUACUCUGUGCAUGGCACCCUCUGACUGCUCUGGGGGACAUUUCUCCAGUUUAUCCAAAGGCAUUGGUGCUGGCCAAGAUGGCGAAGCUCACCCCAGCACUGGGAGUGAGAGUGACUCCAGCCCCCAGCAGGGAGCAGACCACAGUUGCGAGGGCUGUGAUGCCUCAUGCUGCAGCCCGUCUUGCUAUAGCACAUCUUGCUACAGCAGCUCUUGUUACAGCAGCUCCUGUUACAGCAGCUCCUGCUACAAUGGUAACAAUCGGUUCGCCAGCCACACACGCUUCUCCUCUGUGGACAGCGCCAAGAUCUCUGAGAGCACAGUCUUUUCUUCACAAGAGGAUGAGGAAGAGGAAAACAGUGCAUUCGAGUCGGUACCCGACUCGGUGCAAAGCCCAGAGCUAGAUCCCGAGUCUACAAAUGGGGCUGGCCCUUGGCAGGAUGAACUGGCUGCCCCUGGUGGGAAUGCAGCAAGAAGUACUGAAGGUCUGGAGUCCCCCAUGGCAGGUCCUAGCAAUAGGAGAGAAGGUGAAUGUCCUAUACUCCAUAAUUCCCAGCCAAUAAGCCAACUUCCUUCCUUGAGGCCUGAACAUCAUCACUACCCAACAAUCGAUGAGCCUCUUCCACCAAACUGGGAGGCUCGAAUUGACAGCCAUGGACGGGUCUUUUAUGUGGACCAUAUAAAUCGCACAACCACCUGGCAGCGACCAUCGAUGGCCCCUACCCCCGAUGGAAUGAUCAGAUCCGGGUCUGUCCACCAGAUGGAGCAGCUUAACAGAAGGUAUCAAAACAUCCAGAGGACCAUGGCAACAGAGAGAGCUGAAGAAGAUUCUGGCAAUCAAAACUCUGAGCAAAUACCAGACGGAGGAGGAGGAGGUGGUGGUGGGAGUGACUCGGAAGCAGAAUCAUCCCAAUCAAGCUUAGAUCUGAGGAGAGAAGGGUCACUUUCUCCUGUCAACUCACAGAAGGUCACCUUGCUGCUGCAGUCUCCAGCGGUCAAGUUCAUCACCAAUCCUGAGUUCUUCACUGUGUUGCAUGCCAAUUAUAGUGCCUACAGGGUUUUCACAAGCAGCACUUGCCUGAAGCAUAUGAUUUUAAAAGUCCGAAGAGAUGCUCGAAAUUUUGAGCGCUAUCAGCACAACCGGGACCUGGUGAAUUUCAUCAACAUGUUUGCAGAUACUCGGCUGGAACUGCCCCGGGGUUGGGAGAUCAAAACUGAUCAUCAGGGAAAGUCUUUCUUCGUGGACCACAACAGUCGAGCUACUACUUUCAUAGAUCCCCGAAUCCCUCUUCAGAAUGGCCGUCUUCCCAAUCAUCUAACCCACCGACAGCACCUCCAGAGGCUCCGGAGUUACAGUGCUGGGGAGGCCUCAGAAGUCUCUAGAAACAGAGGAGCAUCUUUGCUGGCCAGACCAGGACACAGCCUAAUAGCUGCUAUUCGAAGCCAACAUCAACAUGAAUCCUUGCCACUGGCAUACAAUGACAAGAUUGUGGCAUUUCUUCGCCAGCCAAACAUUUUUGAAAUGCUACAAGAACGUCAGCCAAGCUUGGCAAGAAACCACACACUCAGGGAGAAAAUCCAUUAUAUUCGGACAGAGGGCAAUCAUGGGCUUGAUAAAUUGUCCUGUGAUGCAGAUCUAGUCAUUUUGCUGAGUCUCUUUGAAGAAGAGAUCAUGUCCUAUGUUCCCCUGCAAUCUGCCUUCCACCCUGGAUAUAGCUUCUCUCCCCGCUGUUCACCCUGUUCCUCACCUCAGAACUCCCCAGGUUUACAGAGAGCCAGCGCAAGAGCCCCUUCACCAUACCGAAGGGAUUUUGAAGCUAAGCUCCGCAAUUUCUACCGAAAACUGGAAGCCAAAGGAUUUGGACAGGGUCCGGGUAAAAUUAAGCUCAUCAUCCGUCGAGACCACUUGUUGGAGGGGACCUUCAAUCAAGUGAUGGCAUACUCAAGGAAGGAGCUCCAGAGAAACAAGCUCUACAUCACCUUUGUUGGAGAGGAGGGGCUGGACUACAGUGGCCCUUCUCGAGAGUUCUUCUUCCUGUUGUCUCAGGAGCUCUUCAACCCUUACUAUGGACUCUUUGAGUAUUCUGCAAAUGACACAUACACAGUACAGAUCAGCCCCAUGUCAGCAUUUGUAGAAAACUAUCUUGAAUGGUUUAGAUUCAGUGGUCGUAUCCUGGGCCUAGCUCUGAUCCAUCAGUACCUCCUGGACGCUUUCUUCACAAGACCCUUCUAUAAGGGACUCCUGAAGCUGCCAUGUGAUCUGAGUGACCUAGAAUAUUUGGAUGAGGAAUUCCACCAGAGUUUACAGUGGAUGAAGGACAACAACAUCACAGACAUUCUAGAUCUCACCUUCACUGUUAAUGAAGAAGUUUUUGGACAGGUAACAGAAAGAGAGUUGAAGUCUGGAGGCGCCAACACGCAGGUGACUGAGAAAAACAAGAAGGAAUACAUAGAGAGGAUGGUGAAGUGGCGUGUGGAGCGUGGUGUGGUACAGCAGACGGAGGCAUUGCUCAGGGGUUUCUAUGAGGUUGUAGACUCAAGGCUCGUCUCAGUGUUUGAUGCGAGGGAACUGGAGCUGGUGAUCGCUGGAACUGCUGAAAUCGACCUGAAUGACUGGAGGAAUAACACAGAGUACCGGGGAGGUUAUCACGAUGGCCACCUUGUGAUCCGCUGGUUCUGGGCUGCAGUGGAACGCUUCAAUAAUGAGCAGAGAUUGCGAUUACUUCAGUUUGUGACAGGAACAUCAAGUGUGCCCUAUGAAGGCUUUGCAGCUCUGCGGGGAAGCAAUGGGCUUCGACGUUUCUGCAUAGAAAAGUGGGGGAAGAUUACAUCUCUUCCCAGGGCACAUACGUGCUUCAACCGAUUGGAUCUCCCACCAUACCCUUCAUAUUCCAUGUUGUAUGAAAAGCUGUUAACAGCAGUAGAAGAAACCAGCACCUUUGGACUUGAGUGAAGACGUGGAGCCUUGCCUGGCAUUGUCCUGAACAGUGACACCACCCUCUCUGGGAUGACUUACUCCCUCCUUUGACUUUGGUAUUCCAUGAUUUUUAUUUCAAAGCAAAUUAGAAUUGGCAAAAGCUGUGCAUGAAGAAUUGCCUUCUUCUAAGAUCUAAUCUUCAGGCUUAUCUCCUCUGUUUCCAAUGAACUGCUAGCCUGUAUGCAAUACUACAAAACAGCUGUCUCAAGGUCUGUGUAUACUUCCACAUACCUCCAUUCCUAACAAUGAAAUAUGAGUGCAAGUUAUGCUACACUUGACGAAAUGGUAAUAAAUGUUUACUUCCAUUUCUAUCAUUUAAAGAUAAUUUGAGCUGUAAGCAUUCCAUGCUUUUAAAUGCCCAUGUCUUCCAAACAGAACCUCCAUUUUUCCUAAUUUCUAGCAACUAUUUCCAGACCUGGGAGCUGACUAAUUUUUUCCUUUCUAUCUCUACAUUUCCUAUUCAUUCUAUCCAAAUGGACAGCCAAGGCCACACAGAAACGUUUUCUUCAUUCAACUCAUGAUUCAUAGUGGUAUCAGCCCCAUCAGCCAGAACUAACCUAGACAUAUGGUGCAAAUAUGAAACUUCCAGCAAUUAACAACAGCAAGAAGGAAAAGGUUAUCAGUAAAUCCAAGGGUUAUAUGGACUAUGAAAUCAACUUGAGUUCAGAAAAGUGAGGUGGGGGAUCUGCCCUGGUGAACCCUCACCACCCAAGAAGCACAAACUUGUGUACCAUGUUCAAGGAGCAAAUCCUAAUUGCUGUAGAUUGAAGGAUGAGCCUUUACCUCUAAUUUUGUCACCAUAAAAAGUGAUAAGGCAAACAGGAAAAAGGACAGGACAUAUGACAUUUAUUCCAAUCGAUGAAUUUUGUUUAAUCUAUUCUCACGCACACAUAGUCCAAAUAAAUCUCAUGGCUUUUGUUGCAGCCAAGUUUAUUUACGUGAUAGGCCAAACUUUUGCUUCUUUUUAGCUUUGAUACUUUUCUCAUUCUUUUUUUUUUCCUUUCCUUUCCUUUUUUUAAAUCAUGGUGUUCAAAUUCUGUCACAUCUGAUGUUCACAGACACCACAUACAAAGCUGCAGAGCACGAUGGUGCUUGUUAAGGAUCACGGGCAAUAUAAACUUUUCCUUCAUCCUUAGUGAUUCUUCAAAGGCACGCUGACUUGUGUCCACAAAAAAAAAAUCCAUUUUUUUAAAGCAUUCAGCAAAAUAUUUAAGAAAAUGUGUUUUUAGAAAAACAAUCACAGGCUCCACAGACAGCCUGGCAUCUUAAGUACAUUUGAGAUAAAUUUAACCAUAAUGGUCAUUUGCUAUUUUUUGUAACCAUGUUAUCCAUGUUGUCUGAAAUACGACAUAAAUGAAAGUGGUUUUUCUUCACUGGGAAAAAAAAAAGCUAAAGAGACCCAACUAUUUAAAUAUUCAUUGUUGUAGUCAACAUAUUAAAAUAAAAGAACAAGUCUGAGAAUGUAAAGCUAACUUAGGAUGAAGCCAUGCCUCGUGGCUCAGUACAGCAGUGUGUUUUGUUCCUGCACAUUAAAAUAUUUUCUUAGUAAAAAUUAUUCACAAUGCCAAGACACUCUGUGUUCCUGUGUUUCUUUGUUAAGCAAGAAGUAUAUAUGAUACAAACUUAGUUUUCUAUUGCUAUCAAAAAUAAGUUUUACUAAAAAAUGGGAUGUACAUUGUAUGAAACACAGCUUGAGGGGUAAGAUUUGGCCCAUAUUUCAGAAUCUGAAAAAUAAGUCCAAUGGCGCUGUUAUUUACUAAUGAACUCGGAACAAAAGCACUGCUAAAGUCAUUUUCACUAAAUCUUUAACUCCUAGAAUAGCAUAUUUAGAAUUCAUCUUAUACAUACAUAAAAACCUCACAAAAAAAUUCAACCAUUCAAGUUUUUUACCACUGACUUGCCAUACAUUGAAAAGGAGAAUGUUGUUCAAAUGUAGGAAGCUGCUCCUGAAGAGCUUUACAAUUUGCAGAAAUGAGACAAUCUAUUAAAUAGAUUAAUAUAUAGUCUACCAACAUACAGAAGGAAGAAAUUUUCUUAGAAAUGACAUGUGAAUAAGAAACUCAGAUAAAUGCAUUUUUAAAUUAAUUUUUAGUUAUACCUCUACCCUUAUGCAAGGUUCUACACAAAUCCCAAGAGCAAUAGCAUUUCUAACAUACUCGUUUUAAUUAUUUGAAGUUAUUGCGAUGUAUUUCAAUCAUAUUCACCUAACACUCUUCUCCCUAACUCCUUGUUCAUUCACUCCCCAAUAUUCCAUUCCUUCUCAGUGUCAUGUCAUUUUUUAAUGACCCAUUGAGUCCAAUUUGUGCUGUUUGUCCAUAUCUUAAAUUAGUAUGAGGUCAUCCCCUGGAAGAUAUAAAUGUAUCAUUUUGUGUGUGUGUGUGUGUGUGUACAUACACAUAUACAUAUUUGAUUGUCAUAGCCGGCCGCAGUGGUGCACCUUUAUGGCAUUAAAAUGCCUUUAAUCCCAGCACUUGGAAGGCAGAGGCAGGCAGCGCUCUGUGAGUUCAAUGCCAAUCUGGUCAACAGAGCAAAUUCCAGAUCAUCCAGAGUUACCUAGUAAGACUCUAAAAAAAAAAAAAAAAAAGACAAAAGGAAAGAAAGAAAACUGACUCUUAGCAGCUAUCGGCUGUCAAUAGCUCCUCAGAUAGGGCUGGGGACUUGUGAACCCCUCUUUAUAUACUAAUAGUAUUCUAGAAAAAUUAAAAAUGUCAUUUAUACUGACACCAAAGUUGCUGAGAGAAUGUAAAGCUUGCUUUGCAGAGCCCAACACGUGACUUCAGCCUUUCAUGGAAGAAGGGAAAACAAAGGGGAGAGGAGCUCAAAAGCCAGUCAUGGAUAGACACGUCCCACUUCAUCCAUGAGAACAUUGAAAUUAUGUCUAAUUCAUUAUAUAUGCAUAUGGACAUAUAACUAUAUAUGUUUAUAUGUAUAUGUGUAUACAUUUACAUGUAAGGAAAAUGCUGUAGAAAUAGUUUUUUAUUGAUUUCAAUGGUUGGAGAUAAAUCACCUCAAAUCAUAUAAUUCUUUGGGUAACACAGAUUUUUUUUUUGUGACCAUAUGUUAUUCUUUGAAUUUUUUUCUCCAUAAAGUUAAUUAGAAAUUUAUUACCUGUAAGUCAUAACCUCCCUAAAACAAGAUUUUUUUAUAUCUAGUUUUAUGAGUAUAAUACAAUACCUUUUGGGAGAAGACAAAAAUAUUUAAAAGAUUUAAAAAAGUAUGUUAUAAUUUGAAAAAGACAAUAAGGUGUUAUAAUUUUAUAGAUAAUACAAACAUAUUAUUCAAUAACAUGAAGAUGACAAUCUUCCCAAUAGAAACUGAGUCAUCAAGAUCAGAAGUACUCUAGAAUACUGAGUUCUCUGUGACAUCCCGUGUAUAUGAGUUCGAGAACACCCUGAUGGUUUACUACCAUCAUUAUUAUAGCACAAACACUUCAGGAAAGGUAAUGAAAAUAUUCAAAUGCUUAAUGAGAUUUUGGCAAGCUUUCAUUAUGAAAGAUUUAAAUGCUUUUCCUGUUAAUAAUGAAGCUAUAUCAUUCAACAGUAAGAAUAUUUGUAUGGCAAGCCAGUGAGCUGAGUUUCCCACAAAAUGUCUAACAAUAUUCAGUUUCAUCAAUAGUUCAUGUAUCAAGCCACAUGUCUGAAAUUUGGGUUCAGAAAAUUUCUUAAGUUGCCACAAAUGUUUUCCCAGUCAAGAUGAAACACUUUCAAAUGAAAGUAGUUAGAACUUUACAUAACAAAAUGUGGUGCUUUAUUAUUAUUGUUGUCGUCGUUGUUAUGAUUAUUAUUAUUAUUACAAUUAUGUCUAACAGUGUUCAUCACUAAAACUGCAAUACUGUAUCAUAAAUGUGCAGGAUGACUAUUCCAGCCAUCACAAGGUCCAAAAGAGAAAGUGUUAUUUUCCUGUUAAUGACAUGUAGUCCCUUUGUUCUAGUAGCUAAAAGGUGCCUAGAGGUAGUAUAUAGAGUAAAUAUUGUUCCGUUAGUCUAUUUCCUGCAGCUUCCAUUAUCUAAGGAAAUGUCCAUAAGAUUUUGUUUACAAGUCUUUGUUCUAGUCAAUAACAGGAGACGUCAUAUUACUGGGCUGAUUUUGCUUACAUCUACAAAAGAAAUGUUAUGUGAUACUCAGGCCUCGCUUUCUCUUACAUCAUACAUCUUCAAGGAAUGUCAAUAAACUCACUUUGGUAUGGCA
Molecule: messenger RNA, 18572 nt
Organism: Mus musculus (house mouse)
Lineage: Eukaryota; Metazoa; Chordata; Mammalia; Rodentia; Muridae
Gene: Hecw1
Product: HECT, C2 and WW domain containing E3 ubiquitin protein ligase 1
Exons: 29
Coding region: 9547-14361 (1604 amino acids)
Biological process (GO): ubiquitin-dependent protein catabolic process; protein ubiquitination
Cellular component (GO): cytoplasm; cytosol
Molecular function (GO): ubiquitin-protein transferase activity; ubiquitin protein ligase activity
Source: RefSeq, a predicted model, not a curated record